AUGCCUCCUUCCGACUUUGCAAAGGCCUCCAUCCCCGAUGUCCUCGCCAAACUGACAACGGAAGAAGCCAUCUUACUUACGGCGGGUGUAGGAUUCUGGCAUACCCAUGCUUUGGAAAGGCUCGGAGUACCAGCGAUCAAGGUUAGCGAUGGGCCUAAUGGAUUGAGGGGGAACCAUUUUUUCAGGGGUACACCUGCAAAAUGUCUUCCGUCUUCAACCGCAUUGGGUGCUACAUUUGAUCCUGAACUCAUCCACGAAGUCGGAAAAAAACUCCUUGCCGAAGAAGCCAAACUGCGUGCUGCGUCAUUGAUUCUAGCACCCACAUGCAAUAUACAGAGGAACCCGCUUGGGGGACGCAGCUUUGAAAGUUUCUCAGAAGACCCUUUUCUCUCAGGCCACAUUGCGGCUGCAUACAUCAAUGGUGUUCAAAGUGGGGGGAUUGGAGCCACUAUCAAGCACUUUGUCGGUAAUGAUAAGGAAAAUGACCGCAACGGAUAUGACAGCAUUAUCUCUCCAAGAGCUCUGCGUGAAAUUUAUCUGAUGCCAUUCAUGCUUGCGCAAAAGCACGCGCAGCCUUGGGCAUAUAUGACUGCUUACAACCGCGUCAAUGGCAUACACGUAUCGGAGGACAAUUUUUUGUUGAAAAAAGUUCUCAGGGAAGAAUGGAAAUAUGACGGCCUGAUCAUGAGCGACUGGCACGUAUUAUUUUACAGCGUAUCCGAUUCCCUCAACGCCGGACUCGAUCUCGAGAUGCCUGGAACUAACAAGUGGCGCACUAUCAACCUCGUUUCUCGCUCGAUCGAUGCCCGCAAGGUGACCACCAGAACGGUAAAGGAGCGAGCGAGGAGAGUUCUGGAAGCCGUGAAGAAGUGUGCCGCUGGGGCACCCGAGAUUCUGGACGGCGACGGUAUUGAGCAUACGGUCGAUACACAGGAGUCCAAGGAUCUUUUGCGAAGCGUUGCUGCCCAAUCAAUUGUGCUUCUGAAAAAUGAAGGUUCUAUCCUCCCGAUCCGCUUACCCAAAACCGAAUCAAAAAAGGCCAAAGUCGCCGUCAUUGGGCCAAAUGCGAAGGCGAUCGUGUUGAGUGGAGGGGGGUCCGCAGCACUCAAAGCAAGCUUCUUUGUCAGCCCAUUUGAAGGUAUCUCAAGGGCUCUAAAAGAGGAGGGUAAGAAGGACGGUUUGGAGGUGGAGGUGACAUACAGCGAGGGUUCCAGAGCAUACAAGACUAUGCCUUCACUGGACUACGACAUCUUUACUCCCUCCGGAGAGCGCGGCUGGAUAGCAUCAUGGCACGCCCAUCUGAAUGAUGAAAGCAUGGUGGCGAAGGAGGAAGUAUACGAGGAGAUGCUUCUAGACGAGACCCGCGUCUUCGUCAGCAUUGAUAAACCCAAGGGCAUUACAGAACGAUGGACAGUCAAGCUGAGGGGACAACUGAAGCCAAGGGAGAAGGACUGCUUGUUUGAGUUCGGGUUGACAGUCGCUGGACGUGCCAAACUAUUUGUUGAUGGAAAACUCAUCAUUGACAACUGGACCCGUCAAGUUCGUGGUGAAGAUUUCUUUGGCUGCGCAUCAAUCGAAGAGAAGGGCACUUUUGAGGCCAAGGCUGGGGUUAAGCACGAUAUCCUCGUCGAGUUUUGCAAUGUGCGAUCUCCUGCUGACGGGGACGAGGACGAGAUGCUCAUGGACAGCAAUCCCGGUGUGCGCCUCGGCGGUGCACCUGUAGAAGAUCCAGACGAGCUUAUGGCUACAGCUGUACAGCUGGCGAAGGAAGCAGACAUUGUCAUCGCUGUUGUUGGCCUCAACUCUGACUGGGAAACCGAGGGAUACGAUCGCACCACGCUUGCUUUGCCCGGUCGAACAGAUGAGCUGGUAUCGAAACUUGCAGAGGCGAACCCGAAGACAGUGGUCGUCACUCAAUCUGGUUCUGCGAUUACAAUGCCCUGGGCUGAGUCUGUUGCUGGACACAUCCACGCAUGGUACUUAGGCAAUGCAUCUGGGGACGCCAUCGCCGAUGUUUUAUUAGGGAGACACAACCCAUCCGCGAAACUAUCAUUAACCUUCCCAAAGAAUGAGAACGACGUACCUUCGUAUGGUCACUUCCAUUCUGAAGAUGGAAAGAUUAGAUAUUCGGAGGAUCUGUAUGUGCCAUCUAUAGCUGAUUCGGAAUUCUCUCUCACCGUGUCUCUGAAUGUUACCAACACUGGCAACGUUACCGGAUCCGAAGUCAUCCAGGUAUACAUCGCCGCCCCAACGACGUCUGAGCUUACACACCCACUUCUCCAACUCAAAGGAUUUGCGAAGGCCAAAAAUCUGGCACCGGGUGAAUCCAGAAAAGUUGACAUCGUACUCGAUAAGUACGCCGUGUCGUACUGGAGCGAGCUGUAUGAUACCUGGACCGUCGAGCAGGGCGUAUGGGGCAUCAAAGUCGGGACUGCGAGCGACAAAUUGGUGUUGGAGGACAGCUUCAAAAUCGAGAAAGGGUUUGAAUGGAAUGGUCUUUGA
Psilocybe cubensis is the source of this 2502-nucleotide messenger RNA. RefSeq lists its product as uncharacterized. The record is from RefSeq and is a predicted model, not a curated record. Bases 1 to 2502 code for a protein of 833 amino acids. The transcript is spliced from 15 exons. Gene Ontology annotation, biological process: glucan catabolic process. Gene Ontology annotation, molecular function: beta-glucosidase activity. NCBI's taxonomy places the organism in Eukaryota, Fungi, Basidiomycota, Agaricomycetes, Agaricales, Agrocybaceae.